AUGGCGAAGCGAAGGGUCGUGAAAUCAUCAAACGGUAGUAGGUACGAGUUGCGACACGCAGCCGACUGCUGGUACUUCCGGUCUCAAGCUCCAUGUCCUCGUCACCACGUGAGCGGCUCCAAGGACUUUACGUCGGUCUUCAAGAACGUUGAUCGAUGGGAAGCCUUGAUCGUCGAUGAGGGCCAGCAGCUCAAAAACGACGGCAGUCUCCUUUUCAAGAAGUUGAAUGAGCUCAACACUAUCCAUCGCAUAAUCAUGACAGGGACUCCUCUGAACAACAACAUGCACCAAUGGAACGAUCUUACUGCGCUCGAGGAAUACGAUCAAGAAAACCUAAACGAAGAAUCGGUGAAGGCCCUACAUGAGAGGUUACGUCCGUAUUUCCUGAGACGGGUCAAGGCCGAGGUGUUGAAGCUGCCGCCUAAGAACGAGGUCAUCGUUCCGUUGUCCCUCACUCCUUUACAGAAAGGGCUGUACAAAUCCGUACUCAGCAAGAACGCAAUAAUAUCAUCUCACGACGGGAAUACGAAGCAGCCCGAUCGCCAGAAGGGCAUGGACGAGUUCAACCGUCCGAACUCUGAUGUAUUCAUCUACCUCCUCUCUACACGGGCUGGUGGCGUCGGAAUCAAUCUCUGGAGUGCGGAUACUGAUCUUCAAGCUAUCGCACGGUCUCAUCGAUACGGACAAACGAAACCAUGCCUCGUCUUCAAGUUGAUGGCCAAGGACAUAGCUGAAGAGCGAAUCGUUCAGAAUGGCAAGAAAAAGCUCAUACUCGACCACGUUAUUGUGCAGAAGAUGGACGACAAGGAAACCGGCGAAGACGUCUCUUCCAUCUUAACCCACGGCGCUGAAGCUCUUUUCGAAGAAGGGGAGGGAGCCAAAGACAUAACGUGUACGCCUACACGAAUUAUAUGUAUAGAUUACGAAAAUGAUGUCGAUAACCUGAUCACCACGACCGAGAGCGAAAUCACUCAGGAGGAGCAGGUUUCAUCGGCUAUGACCUUCUCGUUCGCGAAGGUCUAG
Stereum hirsutum FP-91666 SS1 is the source of this 1023-nucleotide messenger RNA. RefSeq lists its product as uncharacterized. The transcript has 10 exons. Gene Ontology annotation, biological process: negative regulation of transcription by RNA polymerase II; chromatin remodeling. Gene Ontology annotation, molecular function: DNA binding; chromatin binding; ATP binding. Gene Ontology annotation, cellular component: nucleus; chromatin. The record is from RefSeq and is a predicted model, not a curated record. NCBI's taxonomy places the organism in Eukaryota, Fungi, Basidiomycota, Agaricomycetes, Russulales, Stereaceae. Bases 1 to 1023 code for a protein of 340 amino acids.